AUGAAGCUGGCAUACCUUUUCCUUGGCCCCAUGGUCCUCUUGCUCCUGGCUGGCUGCAGCUGUGUCCUCAGCACCUCCAGUGGGAACCUGCUCACCUUUGUGGGCUGUGCUGUGAGGGAGUUUACUUUUGUGGCCAAAAAACCGGGCUGCAGGGGCCUUCGGAUCACUACGGAUGCCUGCUGGGGCCGUUGUGAAACCUGGGAGAAGCCCAUUCUGGAACCCCCCUAUAUCGAAGCCCAUCAUCGAGUCUGUACCUACAAUGAGACCAGACAAGUGACGGUCAAGCUGCCCAAUUGUGCCCCCGGAGUGGACCCCUUCUACACUUACCCUGUGGCUGUCCGCUGUGACUGCGGAGCCUGCUCCACUGCCACCACGGAGUGCGAGACCAUCUGAAGCUGGUGUGGCCCACGGAACACAGCUGGCGGCCUUGAGCUUCACAGACCCACCUGCACGGGCAGCAGCUAUACCCCUGGAUUCGAGGACUGUCUAAUUUUGACCACCCCUGUGGAAGAGGUUUCCUGUCUCCCUUAGGUCCAACUCGAGCACAAGGCCCAGAGGCGGCAUACUGAUGCUAACCAUCAAAAUAAUAUCUGUGUUUUCACUGAAAUAAUUUCUCUGGGUCACAGAUUUGCAAAUUAAUUUAUCUUUACCUUGAAUCUCAGAACAUAAUUUGAAUAUAUCACAAUCCUCCUCCAAUUUGGAUUUGUAAUAUGCCAAUGGUUUAAAUGCAAUAGGAGUAAUUAGGAAAUGAGUCUAGAAAGUCUUUAAAUUCUCCUUACUUCACAAUUGGUCUUCAACUAGAUUUAUGAUAGAAGGACCAGAAAUUAAUAAAACCAAUGCUUUGUCCUCAUGCCCCCAAAGAAAAUUGCAAGCUUCCUAAGAGAAAAUACUUCCUUCUCAUUUUAACUGAGCACUUACCUACACAAGAAAUAGAGACUGCUCAAAUUAAGAAGGGAGGGCAAUUGUAGCUGAAAUUGAGCAAUGCCUGGUUCUGGGUGAUUCUUUCCCCACGUAAAAUUCUCGAGGUCCUUCUUAAUAAAGAGGCUUGUCUGUGAUGUAAAAAAAAAAAAAAGAACAAACUCAGAAAAAAUAUGUAACUAAAGCCAUCAUUUAGGUUUAAAGACAUGUGCAACUAAACUCUGGUUUUAGACUCAUGUGAUGCUCUCCCAAAGCUAUGCCCAAAAUGAUUAAUCCCAAAUAUUCUUUUCCAUUUAGUGUAUUUUAAAUUUAAGUUGUAAUUUUUUUAACUUGGAAAUUUUACAUGUUUGUCGGGGUAAAGCUGCCCUGAUGGCUCAGGGGAAAGUCUGUGAUGGUCUAGCUCUUGUGCUCUCUAAAAUUUUACAGCAGCUGAUUCUCUGUGACUUU
This is a messenger RNA of Canis lupus familiaris (dog), 1365 nucleotides long. It is a transcript of the gene GPHB5, whose product is annotated as glycoprotein hormone subunit beta 5. The coding region runs from base 1 to 393 and encodes 130 amino acids. The record is from RefSeq and is a predicted model, not a curated record. NCBI's taxonomy places the organism in Eukaryota, Metazoa, Chordata, Mammalia, Carnivora, Canidae. Gene Ontology annotation, molecular function: hormone activity. Gene Ontology annotation, cellular component: extracellular region; cytoplasm. The transcript is spliced from 2 exons. Gene Ontology annotation, biological process: regulation of thyroid hormone receptor signaling pathway; G protein-coupled receptor signaling pathway.